Messenger RNA from Haliotis rufescens (red abalone), 1598 nucleotides. RefSeq names its product arylsulfatase B-like. Lineage: Eukaryota; Metazoa; Mollusca; Gastropoda; Lepetellida; Haliotidae. The record is from RefSeq and is a predicted model, not a curated record. The transcript has 13 exons. The coding region runs from base 110 to 1555 and encodes 481 amino acids.
GUCAGAAGGUGAUAUGGUUAAUCACAGGCAAUUGUUUCUAAGGUUAAGUUCUAGCUUACUUGCCGAGGAAAUAAGACAUCACUUUUAAUACUUGUCUAGGGACGAAGUGAUGUUUGUCCAGUUAUUAUGCACAGUUUUGGUCAUCGUCAACAUCUGUGAUGACGUUUCUGCAGCAGGACGUCCACGCCAUAUUGUGUUCAUCGUGGCGGAUGAUCUCGGAUGGAACGAUGUUGGCUUCCAUAACCCAGAUAUGAUCACACCCAACAUCGACAAGCUGGCAACAGAAGGCUUGAUACUGAAUCAUUCCUAUGUCCAACCGCUCUGCAGUCCGUCGAGAAGUGCGUUCAUGUCUGGCUAUUACCCCUUCAAGACAGGGUUGCAGCAUCUGGUUAUUGUGAAUUACCAGCCCGUCUGUCUGCCCCUGAACAUCACGAUCCUGCCGCAGAAAUUGAAGCAGCUGGGCUAUGCCACACACAUCAUAGGGAAGUGGCACACUGGGUUCUGUAGUUGGAAUUGCACCCCGACGUACCGUGGCUUUGACAGCUUCUUCGGCUACUACAACGCCCAGGAAGACUACUACACGCACACAACUCUCGAUUACCUGGACUUCCGCAACAACACCAGCCCCGAGAAGACCGACAACGGCACAUACUCAACGUAUCGGUUUGCUGAUGAAGCCAUCGGCAUCAUCGAGCGCCAUGACAAGACCCGGCCGUUGUUUCUGUACCUUCCGUUUCAAGCCGUCCACGCCCCCAUAGAGGUUCCCGAAAAGUAUGAAGCAAUGUAUCCGAACGUAAAGACGGAAGGUCGUCGUAAAUAUUGUGGAAUGGUCUCAGCUCUUGACGACGCAAUUGGUAACAUUACAAAAGCCUUGACAAGCAGUGGAUUAAUGGAAGACACACUGAUUCUGUUUACUGCCGAUAAUGGUGGCUGGAUCACCGAACACGGCAACAAUUACCCCCUGCGAGGAGGCAAGGUGACUGUGUACGAGGGGGGAACGAGGGCAGUAGCAUUCAUGCACGGAUCCGGUCUCCAGAAAACCGGAACUGUGUUUGACGGAAUGAUCCACGCCGUAGACUGGCUGCCCACCCUGACAGCAGCUGCCGGAGGGACCCCAGUGACAGACCGGGACGGCAUCAACCUAUGGCCUAGUCUCAGCUCAGCCUCCCCUUCACCCCGCACUGAGGUCGUCUACAACUACGACUCACACCCCUUCCCGGAAGAGGGACAUGCAGCCAUCAGAAUGGGUGACUACAAACUGAUCGAUGGCUACCCGGGACUCUACCCUGGCUGGUACAAGCCUGAACAAGUCACAUCUGACCUGAACAUCACCCACAUCAGCGAUUGGGCCAACAAGUAUCAGCUGUUCAACUUGAAAGAUGACCCCAGUGAGCGUAACGACCUCUCCUCCUCUCAACCGGACAUGGUGAAGAAGCUUGCUGCCAGACUGGCCUGGUAUGAGAAGCAGGCAGUACCACCCAACUUCCCUGAGACCCCCGACCCCAAGAGCAACCCUGCGCUGUACGGCAAUGUCUGGUCUCCCGGCUGGUGCUGAUAGCUCCGUGUUGUACAACCAUGGAAUAAAGUCGGUAUAUAAA